AUGUUUGCGCUGGCUAAGCUAGUCACGACGAUGACCUUGGAUGAAUUGCAGGAGUUGUUGGUUUGUGAUGAGGCUGUACUUCGCAGUCAGAUGGAGGCCAAGCUUGAGGACGUUGUUGCUCAGGUAAAGAUUGAUGAAACUGUAGUGAACGAGGCGAAGCUUCUCAAACAAAAAUUCGACGAACGUGAGAGGGAGUUUGAGUCUGACGAAUUGGUCAAUUCCGAGGAUAUGGAGGGCGGUGGUGAUUUUGAGGACGUGGCCGAGGUCGAGGAGGAAGAAAUUGAGUCAGAAGAGGAGUAG
This is a messenger RNA of Trichoderma asperellum CBS 433.97, 300 nucleotides long. RefSeq lists its product as uncharacterized. The record is from RefSeq and is a predicted model, not a curated record. Lineage: Eukaryota; Fungi; Ascomycota; Sordariomycetes; Hypocreales; Hypocreaceae.